AUGGCCAAUUCCACUGAACGUCCUCCUUUCGAUGCAGAGUUCGACACACUUGUCGCACAAAGCUUAGAAGAAUGGAAAGUUCCAGGAUUAUCUAUAUGUGUAGUCCACGGACCUCAUACCCACUCAAAGGCCUACGGGUUUGCAGAACUCCCAGAUAAAUUGAUGACCACAGAUGCAAGCUUUCAAGUCGGAAGCCUAACCAAACCCUUAACGGCUGCUUCCAUGUCCAUGUUGAUUGACGAUAGCAAAGGAACAGAUUCCCCCAUCGACUGGGAUACUCCUCUAUCAUCUAUCAUUCCCGAUGACUUCGUAUUAUCAGAUGACUAUGCAACCCAGCACAUCACUAUCGAAGAUGCUCUCUCUCUCCGCUCCGGCUUACCAGACCACCUCUGGAAAUACAUCCUAGGGCCCCGAGAUGGAACCGUCAAAGAUCACGUCCGAAGUCUCAGACACAUGCCCAUCACAGCUCCACCUCGAACGAAGUUCCAAUACUCAAGCCACAUGUAUGUUGCCGUCACGCACGCGUUACAAGAACGCACAGGCGAAACACUUGGCUCGUUCAUGAAGAGGCGGGUCUGGGAUCCUCUUGGGAUGAACAAAACCUAUUUCUCUGUUUCAGAGGCUGAAGCGGAUUCUACAAACCGGGAAAAGAUCGUGAAGGGGUAUAUAUGCGUCCCGGGUCAGGAUCUGCCAAGUGGAAGUGGCCAGUAUUUCCUGGCGAGUCCACCGAACUUCGAGGCGAUGACAGGAGCCGGUGCGAUGGUUAGCAAUGUUCUUGACUAUUCGCACUGGAUACGCGAGUUGAUUGAACGGAACGGCCCUCUUAGGGAUCAUGACUCUUUGACUAAGCCGAGAAUAAUCCAUUUUAAUUCCGGUGACACCAGUCUACCCGGGCCAUAUCAUGGAUAUGCUUUAGGGUGGGUGGUGGAGAAUUACCGUGGCGAGACUGUAUAUACCCAUUCCGGUGGUAUGCCUGGUUUUGCGAGUUUAGUCUUCUUUGUUCCUGAGAGACACUUCGGCUUCGUGAUGAUGGGUAACUCUGGUACAGCGGCACACGCUUCGAUGACACUAGCAAUCCAUUUAUUGGACAGGUUACAAGGACCUUCAGUGGACUCACGUCAUCAACAGAAGAUGAAGACUUAUUUUGGACAACUGGCUGGAGAGAGAAGUAUGCGGAUGUCUCCAAAACCAGAUGUAUCGGUUUUGAAACCUUUUAUUAUGCCUAUGCUACCUGAUCCACCACUGCCAUAUGUUCUGCCAUUGGAAAAGUAUCAGGGUACAUACUGUCAUCCUGCGGAUGCUUCUUUUACAAUAACUCUUGAUGAUGAUAUUCUGGUAGCUCAUAUACCUCAUAGCUCGGUUGAGACUCAGAUUGUCUUGACACACGCUAGUGGUGAGUUCUUUCUGGGGAAGCUGACUGCUCCGGCACUGAGUGAUCUGCCGCCUUUGCCGAUGGAGUUCUAUGUCGAUCACUCGGGGACAGUGAGCAAGGUAGGCUUGACUGUGGAGCCUUCUAUGGGAGGUGAUUGUAUAUGGUUUAAUAGGAAGGAGUCGUAA
This is a messenger RNA of Penicillium angulare, 1557 nucleotides long. RefSeq names its product Peptidase S12 Pab87-related C-terminal. The coding region runs from base 1 to 1557 and encodes 518 amino acids. The record is from RefSeq and is a predicted model, not a curated record. The transcript has 2 exons. Lineage: Eukaryota; Fungi; Ascomycota; Eurotiomycetes; Eurotiales; Aspergillaceae.